Molecule: messenger RNA, 384 nt
Organism: Parnassius apollo (apollo)
Lineage: Eukaryota; Metazoa; Arthropoda; Insecta; Lepidoptera; Papilionidae
Source: the annotation of a GenBank genome assembly
AUGAAAUCAAAACUUUUGUACGAUAGUUUGAUGAAGGAUAUUUCCAAGUCUGAACUGCGGCAGCAGAUACCACAGCUGCCAGAACACGCAAGUAAGCACCACCAGGCAAUAUCGUCACCAAUUAAAGACCAAACGGUAAAGUCUGUUAACGGUGGAUUUUCAUCACAUAUGUCAUCCGUGCUUCUAGACCAUCCAUUCGUGCAAAAAAAUGGUAGGAAUGAUUACCUUGUUAUGCAACCUCAAGCCCUCGAUCCGUAUGUUACAGUGAUACCAAAUGAUAUUUAUUAUAAUCACGAGAAAACAUGUGUAAACUGGUUAGAAGAAUGCAACGCACAAGGCAUAAGAGCGAAGCUUCUACAGAAACUGCGGUCUCCUUACAUGUGA